AACCCCUCCUCUAAACAAGGCGAAGAAGAAUAGCUCUCUCUCUCUCUUCGCUCUCUCUUUCUCACUGUUCUUCUGCAUCUUCAUUCUCUCAUUCUAAUCAACUACACUGCCAUUUCUCCGUUUUGGGUUAGCUUGGCAAGGAAAUCGUGAUUUUCUUGAGGUUGAAAUGGAUUCCUUUAGAGGUCAAGGAGGCAUUCAGAUGCUGCUAACUGCAGAGCAGGAAGCCCAACGCCUCGUCACUGACGCUAGAAACUUGAAGAUGGCAAGGUUGAAGCAAGCCAAAGAUGAAGCUGAGAGAGAUGUGGCACUUUACCGCUCAAAUUUGGAACAGGAGUUCCAAAAGAAAAUCCAUGAGACAAGCGGGAGCUCUGGCUCGACUGUAAAGCGGCUAGAAGAGGAAACUGAAGUUAAGAUCAAAAACUUGAAUGAUUCCACAUCUAGGGUCUCACCAGAUGUUGUCAACACGCUCAUCAAGUAUGUCGUGACAGUGAAAUAUUGAUGCGGAAAGAAGGAGCAAGCAGCCUGAGUUUUGAGAGAGUUGAACUGCAGGAUAUGAAGAAAUAUUUGCAUCCCAAAUAAUUGCUACCUUCUUUUGGAGCAAUGCUCUAUGAUUACCAAAUUUGUAGACUCUCACUCUUACUUUGAGGAUUGUCUAAUAAGUAUUUUGCUGCACAUAAUUUUAUUCUGGGACUUCUUUUGACAGCCUUUCUGAUGCCAAUAAAAAGCAUGUUCGAUUUUUUU
Messenger RNA from Tripterygium wilfordii, 741 nucleotides. Its product is annotated as V-type proton ATPase subunit G1-like. Gene Ontology annotation, molecular function: proton-transporting ATPase activity, rotational mechanism. Gene Ontology annotation, biological process: proton transmembrane transport. Gene Ontology annotation, cellular component: vacuolar proton-transporting V-type ATPase complex. Lineage: Eukaryota; Viridiplantae; Streptophyta; Magnoliopsida; Celastrales; Celastraceae. Bases 167 to 499 code for a protein of 110 amino acids. The transcript is spliced from 5 exons. The record is from RefSeq and is a predicted model, not a curated record.